UCCAUAAAUGGAAGUAUGUCACUAAACCAAUGUUCUUUUACAGAAGGUAUUAUGAUACAUGCUGACUAGAUAACGUCCUCAACAUCAACACAGUUGUGCCUCGAAGACUUGUGGCGAGCUACAGUUUUUUGGGGUAUUGCGUGUGCAUAUUUUCUGCCAUUGUACAUGCAAGCUGUCUAGAUGCAGCUCUAUUUUUUUAGUCAGUGUUUUAAAAUCAGUGUCCUAUGAGAUUGUAAAAGCUCAAAGGCCUCAUAUUUGUAUCUUGUGAAAAAAAUGAGUUGUUGGAUGAAACAUUGAAAUAAGAAACUCUUAAUAUUAAUAUAGUGGAUGUUAACUGCAACUGAAACUAUACAGGUGUCUUCAGGCAUUCUAAACGCAUUCGAUUGUGAUCUGGCUCAUCAUGUGAUGUAAAUAUGACUGCGCCCAUGAGGGGGCGACCUGCACAGCGUAGAAUAAAUGUUUGUUUGUUUUUGUUUUAUGGUAGACUGAUGUGUGUAGUCAUAAACAUAAUUUUAAUCAUAUUUAUCAAGUCCUGUUGUUUGUAUAAAACACCUUGUGCUUUUUUGUUUGCAAAACAUUAACAAUAGUGAACAUUGGUAUUUUUAUGCUAAUAACGGUAGGCUAUUUUUACAGCAGCACAGAUAUUUCAUUAGUAGGCCUAGUUUUUGUAAUCUAUCUGGGAAUAUGUGUAAAACUGCAGGUCAAUUCUCUGCAAGAGCUCUUCUUGUUGUGCAUGGCUCAGACUUUUGACCGUGGAAAUGUUGUAAGAGUCAGACCUAAAUAUAACUAAAGACCACCCUCUUGACUUCUGAGAGCGCGUGCACACUUUGCGCUCAUGUGAGGAGAGAGCGCGCGGGUUCCUUCAGCAAGUGUCACACCAAAACAGCGAUAAUAAGUUGAGAACUCGCCAACAGCGCUGGAAGAUGGAGGAGCAUUCUGUUGUAAAAAAGCGCUCUGUGGCUGAACUAGCUGGAAAAUUCAGUUGUCCAAAACCCAAUACGACAGAUGCUGAAGUGAACAAGCCUGUGCGGAGGAGACCCCCACGCUCGCUCCCGCUGCCUGCUAGUAAUGAUGCAGCUCAAGGCCAAGAUGAGAAAGGAGCUGAAACAGUAUCACCCAGGAAGAACAGAAACUCUGCCCUUAUUGAGAAACUGCAGGCCAACCUUGCGCUUUCUCCCACGGGGCCACUGCCCUUCCCAAAGAGCCCAGGGGCGUUGAAGUUACCGGUGCCUUCCUUCUCCCCCGGCUCUCCCAGCAGCCCCUCUAGUCCUCCUGCAAUUGUCACACCCAAACAGGAGGAAACUCCUGCCAGCUUUGAGAAUCCCACAGAGGGAACUGUUCUCAAAAGCAUCAUUAAGGGUAGAGCUCGACAUUCCAUCAAGCGGCGACCACCGUCUCGCCGAAACAGGAAGUCUAGUGCCGAUGAAGAGGAAGAUAAAACAGCCUCGGCAACCCUCGAACCCACGACUCCAAAUGGACACGAAGGGGAUGUGUUUGAAAAUCAGAAGGCGUCACCAGACACAGAAUCUCUCUCCUCUAAAGAACAGAUUGAGCAGGAAACUAAAUCGACAGAUUCAGAGAAGGCGGAACCAGAGGGAAAAGUGGAGACUGUGACUUCAGAAAAGAAAGAGGGAGAAGAGCUGAAGGAAGAGAAGAUGGAACAAGAGCUAAAGGAAGAGAAGAUGGAGCAAGAGCUAAAAGAAGAGAAGAUGGAACAAGAGCUAAAGGAAGAGAAGAUGGAGCCAGAGCUGAAGGAAGAGAAGAUGGAGCCAGAGCUGAAGGAAGAGAAGAUGGAACAAGAGGUAAAGGAAGAGAAAGAUGAGGCUGAACCACAGCUGGCUAACAGUACAGAAGAAACAUGUGAGGAGCCAGUCAUGGUACCUCAUGGAAAACCACAGACAGAACCUGACACAACCGAUGAGAAACAAGAGGAACAGAAAGAUGAUGUGAACCAUUAGAACCAAGGAUUUAAUUGAGAAGAAGGUCAAAUCAACUGGCUCAUGCCGAACGCACUGCUUAAGCAAAGCAAAGACAUCAGGAGAAAAGAUGAAUAGUUUGGUAUUAGGCUUCUAGUCUAUGUCAAACAGUUGAGUCGUUUGAAUGUGGAAGUGAAUCCUUCAGAUGCAGAGAACAACAGUAUAUUCCCUGUACAGUUGUGUUGAUAUUUUGAUAAUACCUCUGAUCUGAGCCGCUUGUAUGAAUUUUACACGUAAAUUUGGUUUUGAGAUUAUACUUUUUGCAUAUCA
This is a messenger RNA of Pimephales promelas (fathead minnow), 2246 nucleotides long. RefSeq names its product duboraya (gene dub). NCBI's taxonomy places the organism in Eukaryota, Metazoa, Chordata, Actinopteri, Cypriniformes, Leuciscidae. The record is from RefSeq and is a predicted model, not a curated record.